Molecule: messenger RNA, 156 nt
Organism: Cavenderia fasciculata
Lineage: Eukaryota; Evosea; Eumycetozoa; Acytosteliales; Cavenderiaceae
Exons: 3
Coding region: 1-156 (51 amino acids)
Source: RefSeq, a predicted model, not a curated record
AUGACUUUCGCCCAAGGUCAUUAUCCAAAUAAACAUCAUUUCCUCCCUCCACCACUAAACUACAAUAAUAAAAAAGGUAAGAUUUGGUUCUUCUUAUGCGGUAAGGAUAUCCAUUACAUGGAAUAUUUUGAUUGUUUAAAGAUACAACAAAAGUAA